Messenger RNA from Didymodactylos carnosus, 366 nucleotides. NCBI's taxonomy places the organism in Eukaryota, Metazoa, Rotifera, Eurotatoria, Philodinida, Philodinidae. The record is from the annotation of a GenBank genome assembly.
AUGCCGAUACAGGAUAGAAAAUAUGAAUCAGACUCAGAUACUGAAUCAGAUGCUGAUGAAAGGCCAACAGUUCGAAUAAUUAAGAAUAGAAAUAAAUCUGCUACAACGAAUACGAAUAUUGAACAUAAUUAUUCAACAGAACGAAAGAAGUCUGCGCAGUUAACUGUGGCCGCUGUUUCAGAAUUACGGGGAGUCGAUAAACGUCAACUAAAACAGUCAUCAAAUGCGACACAUCCACAGUCUUCAGUAAUUCAUCAUCAAACUGAGUCAGAUGAUGAACAGCCAUCAGCACCAACCAGUUUACCCAAAAAAACGGGAUUUUACCGUAUCAGAGAUGAUAGUGGGAUAUGUCAAAGAUUGCGUUAA